AAACACUGCAAGUCUGAAGCAGAGAGAGACAGAGAGGAAGACUGAACAAGAAGAAGAGAGAGAGAAAAAUGGGGAAAGCAUCAUCGUCGUCAACGGCCCAGGACGCGCUUGCCCUCUUCGAUUCUUUCCGCUCUGCUUACUCCGCCACUCCCACCACUCUCAAGAUCAUCGAUCUCUAUAUUGGGUUUGCCGUAUCCACAGCCCUCAUCCAGGUAGUCUACAUGGCUCUUGUUGGAUCAUUCCCAUUCAACUCUUUUCUUUCUGGAGUACUUUCUUGCGUUGGGACAGCAGUCCUUGCUGUUUGUCUCCGUAUUCAAGUGAACAAAGAAAACAAAGAAUUUAAGGAUUUAGCACCUGAACGGGCUUUUGCUGAUUUUGUUCUCUGCAACGUGGUGCUGCAUUUGGUGAUCAUGAAUUUCCUUGGAUAAAUUAGCAUAUUUUCGUCAUGUUGGAUACUGUUUCCUUCAAAAUCGUGAUAAGAUUAUGAUCUUAGACGAGUUUUAUGAAUUUGAUGUCACAACUCUUCUCGGAAAGAUUUUCAUUUAUCUGAUAUUAUAAGUUUUGGUG
Pyrus x bretschneideri (Chinese white pear) is the source of this 567-nucleotide messenger RNA. Its product is annotated as dolichyl-diphosphooligosaccharide--protein glycosyltransferase subunit DAD1. Lineage: Eukaryota; Viridiplantae; Streptophyta; Magnoliopsida; Rosales; Rosaceae. The transcript is spliced from 5 exons. The record is from RefSeq and is a predicted model, not a curated record. Gene Ontology annotation, biological process: protein N-linked glycosylation. Gene Ontology annotation, cellular component: membrane; oligosaccharyltransferase complex. The coding region runs from base 69 to 428 and encodes 119 amino acids.